This is a messenger RNA of Gossypium raimondii (Peruvian cotton), 966 nucleotides long. RefSeq names its product CRIB domain-containing protein RIC4. The record is from RefSeq and is a predicted model, not a curated record. Lineage: Eukaryota; Viridiplantae; Streptophyta; Magnoliopsida; Malvales; Malvaceae. The transcript has 3 exons. Bases 108 to 662 code for a protein of 184 amino acids.
CCAAUAGUUGCAUUUCCUUCAACAACAACCGGCUGGUUUCUUUGGGGUUCUCACUUUCUCACUCGCUCAAGCCAUUAUUCUAUUUUUCUCCCAUCUAUACCGCAGAAAUGAGAGACAAAAUGGAAAAGCUCGUUAUUCUUCCCUUCUCCGUUGGUUGUGUCUCUGAUUCAAGCGUGGCUGUUGCAGCACAGCGGCACCACCACCACCACCAGCCUAGGAGAUCAAAGCCUCCUCCUGCUGCUGCUGACACCAAUUCAAAUGCAAAAAGAACACAAAAGGAAGACGAAGACAGUUUAUCGAGUGAAAACAUGAAGUACUCAUUGAAGUUACUGCCUCUUCCAAAGCCUGACAUAUCAACUGGGUUUAAUAGGCUCGUCACCAAGAGUUUCAAGACAUUAUCUCAGUUAUUUGCCUACAAAGACGAGAUAGUAGAGUCGGAAAAUGAAAUGGAAAUCGGAUUCCCGACAGAUGUAAAGCAUGUGACACACAUAGGAUUGGAUGGAUCGGCAUCUACCAGCCCCAGCAAUGGCAGCUGGGACAAUCGUCUCUCUCUUCAUGACUUGUUCACUUUCCCCAGCAGUACUGCUCCUUCGGGACAGUGUGAACUCCCCAUGGAAACACACCCAGAAGCAGCUUCACCCUUCGUUCAAGCUCAUAAUUAAGACUGGUGAAACAGGAUUGCCUUCACCAGGGUGUUGCACUACUAGCUGAUGAUGAUAAGUUGGUAUAUUUAAAUGUCAGAAAAUGGUUAAACUUGUAAUGGAACUCUCUCUCUCUCUCCCCCCUUGUUUGUUUUGUAGUUUUUGCAAAGUUCUGUGGUGGGUGUAUAAAUUUCACUAGUAAAAUGUUUCAUGGUUUUGUAAUUAAUCUACAGUGUUAGAAAAUAUACAUCCAUGGAAAUUAGUAUAUUUUCUUGGAGUUAACAUUCAAUCUUUAAGAAUUCUUAAAUUAUGUGGGAAUUAUCCA